AAAAAAUUUCAUUUUGAAGUGUUUCAAAUGACACAAAUGUCCACUUUAAAAAAAAAUGUACUCAAGCAAAAGUAUUUUUGUAUAAUAAUAUGAAACUAUUGACAAAAUGGAUAUAAGUGUGUUGGAAUGGAAAAAGGUGGAUCUUUUUAAUAUAAUCGCCUUACCAUUUGUAAAAUUUCCGAAUACGGAAGAAAUAUCGUGCUACUGCUUUCACGAAUCCAAAUCAGGCACUGAAGAAAUAAAUAUAAAAUUAGUAGUUUGCGAUAAAAACAAAAAUAUUCAUAUUUACCUUUCGAGUUGGGAAUGCAUCACCUUUCAAUCUCAAUCCAGGCGGAAUGCGGUAGCUCUUUGUUCCCUUACCAGCAAUAAUUGUCUUGCGACUAUCACACCGGAUAUCAAUAAUGGUAUUCACAUUGAUAUAUUUGACCUAAAGAGAUUAACAAAAAAGCAAGGAGCUCCAAUAAUUGCAUAUGCAUAUACUCAAGCCUCAAGUACACUUUUAUGCAUAAACGCAGACGUCGUUGACGAUAAAUUGUUUGCGUUGGCCAUAGGAUUUGAGAACGGUGACAUUCUUUUACAUUAUGGCAAAAUUACGAAAAAUUUUUCUGCAAAUAUUCGCCAACAUACUGUUUCUGGAUACUCAGUCAUUGGAAUUCAUUUCGACUUUAAAACACAACCUUUGGAUACAACUCAAAUAAUGUUUGUAACAUGUGUUCAAGGUGUUUAUUGUUUUAUGUUAAAAGAGAAAUGCAUUAUGGAUACAAAAUUUGUCCUUGAUAAUGAUAAACGCAAUAUUAAUUACCGCAGUAGAAUGCGCCAGGCUGGAAGCGGAGAUUUAAAUGAUUCGAUGUUGGUAGUGGGACGAGCUGAUGCUGUUUAUUGCUACACCCCUGAGGGAAGGGGUCCCUGUUUUGCUAUCGAAGGAGCAAAGGAAUGUCUGGCUUGGGUAGGCCAUUAUCUCAUCGUCGGCGCCAAAAAAUCAAACUCAAAGCAAAGCAUAACGACACUAAUUGUUGUAGACACGGAAAACAAAAUAAUAGUUUUUCAAAAGCAAUUUCAAGAAUCGUUGUAUGUAAUCAGCGAAAGCGAUUUUUGUUACAUUGUAACCAAUUCUCGUGAAGCAAAUGCUUGCAACAUUUUAAUGUUACAACUAAAUAGCAUAGAUUUUAAUAUUCGCCUCUUAGUUGAAAAAAAUAUGUACGAUAUUGCAUUAAGAUUGUUGCAUCGAGAAGGCAUUACUUCAUCGCCAGAAACUGCUAUGGUACGAUUUCAGUAUGGAAAUCACUUACUACAAAAAGGCGACAUCAGUAGAGCUACUCAAGAAUUUAUUAAAACUAUUGGUUUUAUUAAACCGCAUGCUGUCAUUUCGAAACUUUUAUAUUCCAGAUACAACAAUUAUUUAUUAAAUUACUUAUCUGAAUGGAAAAAAAAGAAUAGGUCUUUAAGCUGCCAUACAAGACUCAUUGAAUGCUGUAUUAAACGUGAAGAAAUAAAGAAUAAAAUGCAGCGAGAUAAUCCCCAGAACUACAAAAGCCCCCCGGAAAUAGAACAUCUUUCAAUCUUAUCGAAAAUGUAUUUCGAAAGGGUACAUCAGCAGGGUUCAGAUCAGGUCCCCGUUGAAGAAGAGCAUUUAUUACACCAAUUAUUAGAAUAUGGACCAGCAACUCUAGUAGUUGAUCCCACUACUUAUGUAAAUAAUAUAACUUUUGAAAAUGUUAAAGAACCAAAAAAUAUUCUUUCUUUUUGUUCCAUUUUGGCAGAUUAUAACGAUUAUUGCGCUAACAUGCUAGCCAAGAUCAUAGAAGCCUUUCCAGGCUGUGACGAAAAAUUAUUGUUUUAUUUGCUGGUCUUAUAUCUCACACAAUGGCAAGGAGAAAAAGUUAGUGCACAUUUUGUCUCAGAUUUUAUAAAGACGAAGUGCUUGCGAUUGGACAAAACUUUGAUUGUAUGUAGACUUUAUACAUUUUUAAAUGUCAUACAAAGAAUCCAGAGCAAUCCAAUAAUGCAUAACGAUACAAUAAAUAAGUGUAUUUAUAACUUAAUGGAAAAUAAUACAGAUGUUGCUUUAAAUGGAAAUCUAAGUAAAAGAUCAUUUCUCAUGAUGUUAAAAAGUUCUUGCUCUAAUGAAGAAAUAAGAUCGUUACAAAUAAAGGCAAUAUUUAGGGAUCAGUUAAUGCGAAGUAUAGUUGAUUCCGGGAAUGAAUUACACUUAGUUGAAAAUUAUAAAGAGAAGAUUAAGAGAUCGAGAUCCAUGCUAUCUCUCUAUACAAACAAUCCAAUCGAGUUUCGAAAUGAUAAAUGUGACAUCUGUCAUGAAAUGUUAAGUAUGCAGUCCAUUUAUUUUCUUUGUCAACAUUCCUUUCAUAAAGACUGCCUCAAUUACGAAUCAACAAAACGUCAAGAAAAAUUAUUAUGUAUUAUUUGUAAAACCAGAAAUUUGUUAAACCCGAAAAAUUCUUCCACUCCUUGCUAUGAUUCAUCAGAUAUUAUUGCAGAAAUCGCUAGAAUAGUUUCUAUAGGAAAUAAGCUAGGAACUAAAAGUAUGAUACAAAAAUUAAAAGACGAGGCAAAUAGUAUUGACUACAGAGGUCAUGAAAAAAACAAUGUUACUUCUUCUAACCCUUUUGAUUAAAAUAUAAUGAUUUUAAAAAAUGUAAAACUGAACAAAUAUUUAAAUUAUUUUUCAAUGUAUCAUUCGUUAUAAUAAAUAAAAUGUACAUAAGCCGAUCAAUGUCAUGGUGCUGUCGAAAUAAAAGGAGCACUCUUUUUAUUUUAAA
Molecule: messenger RNA, 2777 nt
Organism: Drosophila erecta
Lineage: Eukaryota; Metazoa; Arthropoda; Insecta; Diptera; Drosophilidae
Gene: Vps11
Product: vacuolar protein sorting-associated protein 11 homolog
Exons: 1
Coding region: 107-2632 (841 amino acids)
Biological process (GO): endosome organization; vacuole organization; organelle fusion
Cellular component (GO): HOPS complex; endosome
Molecular function (GO): protein-macromolecule adaptor activity
Source: RefSeq, a predicted model, not a curated record